Dermacentor andersoni is the source of this 1943-nucleotide messenger RNA. RefSeq names its product coiled-coil domain-containing protein 93-like. The record is from RefSeq and is a predicted model, not a curated record. NCBI's taxonomy places the organism in Eukaryota, Metazoa, Arthropoda, Arachnida, Ixodida, Ixodidae. Gene Ontology annotation, biological process: Golgi to plasma membrane transport.
GCAUUGGCCGGGAGAUUUGCGACUCGGACCAGUUGAUCCAUGUUUAUAAAAUCUAGAUCGUUAUUAUAAUAAAAUAAAAUCUCCUACGCCCUGUUCAUCCGUUGCACACCAUGGAUUCUGCACUCGUGAAGACUCAAGGCGAUCAAAACGACAAGAUGCAAGAAAUUAGCGAGCUGCUUGUUGCGGCCGGUUACUUUCGUGCUCGAAUUAAAGGAAUAUCGUCUUUCGAUAAGAUUGUCGGUGGCAUGGCAUGGGCCAUAGAAGUCUGCGCUGUGGACAUCGAUGUCGACCUUCCAUUUAAUGAGAACCUCAGCAUCGGUCAAAAGAUAUCACUGACCGAGAAGAUUGUGCGAGUGCUGCUUCGGAUGAAAUGUCCGCAUAGGAUCGAACCCCAUCAGAUACAGGGCUCGGACUUCGAUCAUAUAUUUCCCGUGAUUCAAUGGCUUGUGAAAAAGGCCAUUGAAACAAAGGCAGAAACUGAGGACAUUCACCGCGAGUAUGCUGUCUACCUGUUCAAUAAGACUCAUGGCUCUGUCGAUACAUCUGGCAAGGAUACAUCUGGCAGGGUGCAGUCUGCCGCGGCCUUUUCGAAUGCAUAUGGUAUUCUACAGGAGCGGUACCGCCCACGACGUCGCUACCGCCACCAUGCUCGGCACACACUGAAGACAGAAGCUGCCCAGGUUCAGGCCACUUUACUUGAGUACGGCUCUGUUGCGCAUCGAAUGAAAGGGCCUGAGGGCGACCAGUCCCAGCAGGAAUCGGAGGUGAUUCUGAGCAACAUGGCUCCUCUUGCUUCUGCAGAGGGGCGACUCUCUGCCAAGUCUGUGGGCAACAUUGUACAGAAGCAAGCUGCUGAAGCUCGCGAAAUUGCUGAAGACUUGGAGCGAAGGCCAAUGAUCCAGAUGCCUGGUGUUGCCCGGCAUGCAAGGCUGCUCAGCUCUGUCCAAAAGCAGCUAGAAGCCAAAAAAGAGCUUUUGCAAAAGGGUCAGGACCAGCUUGAGAAGCUGCGUGAGGAGUAUGAGCUGCUACAGAAGGAAGACAAAGAGGCCGAGGCUCAGCUUGAAGAAGUGCGUGUGGCUGCUAAGCGCAUUGCUGAGGGUGUUGGAAGCCAGGAGCCACAGCUGGCGAAAUUGUGCACGCUGCUGCGCAUAAAUGCUGAGUUGGCUGACCAGGAGGCUCGCUUCAGAGCCAGCUGCCGGCAAGAGAUGCAGCGGCUGCAGGAGCUCGUGGCUUCUCCAGAGCCAGAGCAGGCAGCUGGCAACAAUGCCGAGGACAGCCAAGUCGAGGCCCAGUGUCAGCAGGAAAGAGAGAGACUGCAACGCAUGCGACUGCUGCUGGCUAAGAAGAACAGGGAGAUUGCAGCCAUUCAAAGGAAGAUUGAUGAAGUGCCAUCCCGUGCAGAGUUGAAUCAGUAUCAACGUCGUUUCGUUGAACUGUACGGCCAAGUGGCAGCUACACACCGAGAAACAAAGCAGUUCUUCACACUCUACAACACCUUGGAUGAUAUUCGCAUGUACUUAGACAAAGAGAUUGGCCUACUUAACUCAGUGCUGGAAAACUUCACAGAAGCCAUGUCAAACCCUGCAGCGAAAGACCAGUUCCUGGCACAGUUUGAGCAGAUUGUUGAAGGUGUGAAGCAGAACCGGCUAAAGGUGGAGAAGAAAAGGCAGGAGGCCAAGAUGUCACGUGACAGACUGCAUGAUAGCCUCCUCGAGUUGGUGGACAAGCAGAGGCUCUACUUCCGCACAGUCAAAGAAUUCAAGGAGGAAUGCCGGAAGAAUGAAGUCCUUGUUGGGAAACUGAAAGAAUCAUCAGGGAAGCAGCGAUGAUGGUUUAUACCUUCCUUGAACUUGCUGCGAUGUCUGCAAGAAUGUCGCACAUUCCAUAGGCCCUUUUUUUUUUUCUUGCAUCUUCUAGGUAUAAUAAAGGAUGAUAUAUGCAUA